AGGAAAAAAAAUAAUGGAACGAUUCCUUUCAGGUCUGAAAAGAAGAGGAAAAUGGAAGUUAGCUGAUCCUGUAACUCUGUGAAGAAUCUACCGGGAAGAUUUCACUAAGAGGCAUCAGGAGGAUAAGUUACGAUGGGGAUGGAUGUUCUUCACUGAGAUUUACAAGCUUAAAAUCUUCCUGGAAAAUGCCAAGCCAUUCCAUACUCCUCGGUAUCUAUUUCCAGUACCUGUGCCCCUUCUGCUUCCGUGGACAAGAGGAAUGCUGUUUCACGUUGAUCUACAGCAUGUUGCUUUAGACUAUGGCAGGCCUUUGCCAGGAGGAAGAAAUCUGCAUUCUCCUGAGGACCGGGACAAGUCCACUUCCUUCUGUGAUGGAGAGCUAAUUGCCACCAACAGAUGGGAGAGCAAAUUAAAGCAAAGGUACCUGCUGACUCUAAUAAUACUCAAAUCAGGCAAAUUUUGAAGGCAAAAAGCAGUUUCUUCUGCCCUCAGUAUGAGGUCUCUGGCACAGAUCUGCUAACCUGCUGCUUCUGGCACAAGGGAGUCUACAACAAGAGAGAGGCAGCAGCAUCACUGCUACAGGCUGGGUUGUCCCUUCCUAUGUUAACAAUUCCCAAAGAAGAUCUUGCAAAGGGCUUUUGAGAAUGAGAGAAAAGAUUACCCAUGUUUAUGCUGUCUUGUCAGAAGAAUGAGGAUUUCCUUCCUGCAGAAACCAGUCCAUGCCCUGGAACCUAACCAGGCUCUGAACUGCAAUAGCUCUGUCUCCUGAAACCUCCCCUCGGUGGAGUGGCUCAGUCUUGAGGCUGCAAUAAAGGGCUACGGAGCAUUUUUUCUCUGAAAACAUUGCUGCUAAAAAGCUCCAAACAGGAGAAGUAAAUCCAGUCAGCUUGUCAAGUCACUGGCUUGGUGUAAAAGUGCUUUCAUGAGGUAACGUUGGGCCAAAGUCAACUUCUCUUUCUCCGUUGUAAAUCUGCAGCCAAGCAAUGGGCCAGAAAAUCUCAGGGAGCAUAAAGUCUGUGGAUGUGAGGGAGCCCCCUUAUAGACCUGUUAAACGAGAGCUGAGAGGCCCGGAUUUUUGCAAGCCGGCGCGACUGGACAUGCUGUUGGAUAUGCCCCCUGCCAAGCUGGAGGUCCAGUAUAAACAUGCUUGGAACAAUGAAGAUCGCUCCUUAAAUAUAUUUGUAAAGGAAGAUGAUAAACUGACUUUUCACAGACACCCCGUUGCCCAAAGCACAGAUUGCAUUCGGGGCAAAGUCGGCUACACCAGAGGCCUGCAUGUCUGGCAGAUCCACUGGCCCACGAGGCAACGGGGAACUCACGCGGUGGUGGGCGUCUCCACAGCCGAAGCUCCGCUGCACUCGGUGGGAUACACGUCGCUGGUUGGUAGCAAUAGUGAGUCGUGGGGCUGGGAUCUGGGACGCAACAAACUCUACCACAAUUGUAAAAACCAGCCUGGGGUCACAUAUCCUGUCUUUUUGGAACCGGAUGAGUCUUUUGUACUCCCAGACUCCUUACUGGUGGUUUUGGAUAUGGAUGAAGGGACGCUUAGCUUCAUGGUAGAUGGACAGUAUCUUGGAGUGGCCUUCAGAGGACUAAAAGGGAAAAAACUUUACCCCAUAGUCAGUGCAGUUUGGGGGCACUGUGAAAUUACAAUGAGAUACAUCAACGGACUUGACCCGGAACCCCUGCCUUUAAUGGACUUGUGCCGAAGAUCAAUUCGUUUUGCUCUUGGCAGAGACCGCCUGCAUGAUAUAGAAAUUCUACCUUUGCCUCUGUCUCUGAAAAAUUAUUUACAGUACCAAUAAGACAUCUUAGAAACCUCUGGCCUCACAUUGGACUACAUCAAUGCAAAUGGCAGAAAAUUGUUUACAGCAAAAUAUAAAUCUUCGUGAUGGACACUUAAGUGUUAUUUAAUUUUUAAUAUAUAUUUUUUUUCUGAACCAGUGAAAGCAGAUCACUGUGGGGGACUACUAAAGAAUGUGAAAACAUUGAUUUGAUCGAGAUUUGUGUAUUUGUUGCCUGUUGUGUUUACAGUCCUGAAGGCCAUUAUUCUCAUCUCUCAUAUAUUGGUUUAUCAUUGUUGCCUCUAGUAAAUGCCAAUAGAAAAUCUGAACUGCAAGAUCCAGUCACGCAGAACAGAGCAUUCUUCAAUAAUAUGAUUUUUUUUUUUCUCUCUCUUCUACACCUCACCCCAAUAGAUAAAAAUAAAUCAGCAAAGGAAAAAUCUUGACAAUAAACUUUUGAAAAAUAUUUAAACCUUACUUUUGGUAUCCAGAGUUGCUGAGAGCUUUGAGUGCUCAGCACUCAGUGUAAUCAGGCCUAUAAUAUCUAAAAGUUCUAACGUUUAGAAAAGCAGAUUAUUGUCUAGAAGAAGAGUAUGUGAUUUGGAAACACGAGAGGAAAAACCUGGUUUAUGUGUCAGGAAGAUCAGUUUUUGGAGAUGGUAACAGUAAGAUACAGUCCGUUGUUUUCAAGACCAAAUCUAGUCCCUCCAAAGUUCUGCAGUUUAUAACAAAGUGUUCGCUAUCCCAAGGAUUUAGGAUAUUCGUAUUUUAGAAAGCUUGUCACUUUUUUAUUUGAACAAAUUUAUAAUUUUUAUGUGGUAUGAACUCUAAGUACUUGGUUCUCUUUUUAAUGUAUGUGUGGUUAUAAUGUUUAUUUAUCUGUUUAGAGUCUGUGGAGUUCUCAUUUAACUGUUUCCCAUCUUGGGGUGGCUGAUUUUGUUUUUUUCCCCAACUCCACCUGAAAUGUAUUAAUUUUUCAGGCUCGUCCCAUUUUUUAAGAUGCUGCUUUCUAUUUGCAUUUCUUACAUGUUUCAAGUUAUCUGCCUGAUCAGUUAUCUAGUUUUUAAACUGGAAGUUGUUGUUUUGGCAGGAUGUCAAAUGUUUAGACUGAGCUGCCUUCAGCAUAUUUUAAUGUGAAUUUACUGAUGAAUGAGGAGAAAAUUUCUAAUAAA
Molecule: messenger RNA, 2956 nt
Organism: Chroicocephalus ridibundus (black-headed gull)
Lineage: Eukaryota; Metazoa; Chordata; Aves; Charadriiformes; Laridae
Gene: SPSB4
Product: splA/ryanodine receptor domain and SOCS box containing 4
Exons: 9
Coding region: 984-1805 (273 amino acids)
Biological process (GO): intracellular signal transduction; proteasome-mediated ubiquitin-dependent protein catabolic process
Cellular component (GO): SCF ubiquitin ligase complex
Molecular function (GO): protein binding
Source: RefSeq, a predicted model, not a curated record